This is a messenger RNA of Selaginella moellendorffii, 1310 nucleotides long. Its product is annotated as U-box domain-containing protein 63-like. The record is from RefSeq and is a predicted model, not a curated record. The transcript has 8 exons. NCBI's taxonomy places the organism in Eukaryota, Viridiplantae, Streptophyta, Lycopodiopsida, Selaginellales, Selaginellaceae. The coding region runs from base 221 to 1201 and encodes 326 amino acids.
AUGGUUCUUUAGGUUUUGUGGCGCUGCCCUAAUUCGUCCGGUCUGGAGCUCGAGCGCGGCGCCGUGGCAAGGUAGAGCGAUUUCUCUCGCAAUCUUGUGGAAUGUAGAUUCGGAGCUCUCGGCCGGCAGCGCGAGCGAUCGAAAAUGCGGGGGGAUUGGCGAUGGAGCGGCGCCACCGAGUGACGGAUUCUUCGCCGCCGGAGGGAGCCGCGGGCGCGAUAUGACCGGUGGGAGGGGUUUUCCAGGCAGUGGAGCUGUGGCAUUUCACAUCGAGCUGGGCGACGAUCGGGAGGCCGUGGAGAGGAGGAGGAUUGUGUACGAUAGCUCCGGGAGGGACGAUGAUGGUUUCAAUGGAAUAGUUGGCAGGAGUGAGGUGAGCGUUUCUCACAGUGAUGGGUCCGAGGACUACGUAGACGAAGAGCUCGACUUGGAAGCUGAUGGAAGGGAUGGUCUGGUGGAUGGAGAUAGAACCCCGCAGAUGCAAAUUCCCAGCCAGGAUAGCUUCCAGAGGAUGACGAGCAGCGAGAGGGAUAGGAUCAUGAAAACAGCGAGCCAGAAGUUUGGGAUGUUUCCAUUCUUUAACCCCGCGUCCUACAGCGAGAACGGUGCGAGGGAGAGGCCAGAGGGCGAUGGAAACGGUGGUGAAGCGGGUGUUCCAGACUCCGCUUACUUCAGUUCGAUGGUUAACUCCGCGGCUGGACGUGUUCCUCCGGCGACUGAUACUACCUCGGUUCGUCACUUCCUGUCGGAUCCAGUAUCUGGCGCGCUCAUGGAGGACGCUGUCAUAUUUCCCUGCGGACACUCGGUUGGAACCUCUGGCUUUCAACGAGUCCAAGAAACUAACGCGUGUGUUGUUUGUAUGAUGCCGACUGCUCCUAUGUCGGCUGCUCCUAACCAUGCUCUAAGGCAAGCGGUACACGCCUACAAACGGGAGAGAGAGUUUCCUAUAAUCACUUGCUCGAAAACGCUGAAGAGGAAACGCGAACAGGAGGAUAAUGGGAAAGUCAAGGGCGUGCAAUUUCCAUACUCGGUCAGUGAUCGCGUUCUUAUCAAGGGUAACAAGCGAACUCCCGAGAGAUUUGUUGGCCGCGAAGCGAUUAUUACCACUCAAUGCUUGAAUGGAUGGUACUUGGUGAGGACAAUAGACAAUGGCGAGAGCGUCAGGUUACAAUACCGAUCUCUCCAAAAAAUAGGAGACUAAACGAGCGAAGACAAAGGUUAAAAGGUGAAUUCUUCCAGCCCAGAUUUUACCAAAGUUUUGUAGAGAGCCUUUGAAAAUCAAAUUGACGUGUAGCAUAUUCUCCAUCAAA